AUGGCUGAAGACGCCGCCACAGUUCUUGAACAGUUCAUCAAUGAUGUUGCCAAUCUCCCGGCCGAAAUCGCGCACAUUUACGAGGAGAUACAGGCCAAAGACAGAGUUCUCAAGGAGCACCGUGAUAGUGCCUUGGCACGUGACAAUUCGCUGCAAAAGUUUAUCAAAAACCACGGGAGCCACACGGAGAACCCCAAGGAGGCCGUGUAUGUGGAGCAGAUAAGGAAGAGCCAUAAGAAAAUUGAACAGAUCCAAGAUGAAAAAUUGGUGCUCGCAAAGAAAGCGGUGGAUCUGAUGGAUAAGCACGUGGGUCGACUGGAUGCUAAAAUCCAAGAUCUUAUGCGUGAUGGACUUAUGCCUCCGGAGUCAAUUAUCAAUUCCCCUUAUCCAAGCAAUCUUCCUAUAAAUGCGCACACACGCCAACCUUCUAUACGAGCAUCCCCUUCCACCAUGGGUCCUACACGUGCUGCUUCCUUUGCUCCUACGUCCACGCACCCAACGCCCGCCUCUUCCAACCUCAUUCACUCUACUCCUGUUUCAACCCCUACUACUUCCUUCCCCCCACCACCUUCAGUUUCAACGCCUCGCGAUGGGGACACCAACAAGCGCCGGCGAUUAACUGUACAGACCUCGGCUGCACCCGCAAUCCCAUCAAAUCUUGCCUCUAAUCCAUCCACACCUGGUAUUAAACCUGAGCCUGUAGGCCCAAACUACUCCAAUGCUCCCAGCGUUAACAAUAAAAAGCGUAAACAAUCCACGAAACGGGAAGUCUUUACGGACUCGUCGGAAGGCGACGACGACGAUGAUGACGAUGACACGGGCGAGGACAAGCGGCCGUAUUCAUGCGUGGAUCUUACAAAAGAGCCACCAGGGAAAUGGUUCUGUCCCGAGUGUUCGAGUAGAAGGGAGAAGAUGAAGAGCAUCAAAUGA
This is a messenger RNA of Morchella sextelata, 930 nucleotides long. RefSeq lists its product as uncharacterized. Gene Ontology annotation, cellular component: Rpd3L complex; nucleus; Rpd3L-Expanded complex. The record is from RefSeq and is a predicted model, not a curated record. The coding region runs from base 1 to 930 and encodes 309 amino acids. The transcript has 4 exons. Gene Ontology annotation, biological process: regulation of DNA-templated transcription. Lineage: Eukaryota; Fungi; Ascomycota; Pezizomycetes; Pezizales; Morchellaceae.